Messenger RNA from Hibiscus syriacus, 1312 nucleotides. Its product is annotated as SEC12-like protein 1. Bases 88 to 1272 code for a protein of 394 amino acids. The record is from RefSeq and is a predicted model, not a curated record. Gene Ontology annotation, cellular component: endoplasmic reticulum membrane. NCBI's taxonomy places the organism in Eukaryota, Viridiplantae, Streptophyta, Magnoliopsida, Malvales, Malvaceae. The transcript is spliced from 11 exons. Gene Ontology annotation, biological process: protein secretion. Gene Ontology annotation, molecular function: GTPase activator activity; protein binding; guanyl-nucleotide exchange factor activity.
AUUAUAAUUCCUCUAGUUUCAUAAAGAAGAAGAAGAAGAAGAUCUCAUUGUUGAAUUAAUUCUUAGCUUUUUCUUCUCUUUUCACCAAUGGAAGGAGAAGCCGGUGGGUCCGUCACGUGCGGGUCAUGGAUUCGGCGGCCCGAAAAUCUCAAUUUGGUCGUGUUGGGUCGGACAACGACCUGUCAUUCUUCUUCUUCUUCUUCAGCUAUUGAGAUUUUCUCUUUUGAUCCCAAGGCCACGUCUCUCUCUUCAUCUCCAUUGGCUAGGCACGACCUCGAGGAAAAUGCUGGUGAUCCAAUAACCAUUGCUGUGCACCCAAGUGGAGAUUGUUUUGUUUGCUCUACCUCUAAUGGAGGCUGCAAGUUGUUUGAGUUGCAUGGUCAAGAAACACAUUUACAGCUGUCCACCAAAGAGUUACCUCCUCUCCUAGAUGCUGGUCCUCAAAAAUGCCUUGCUUUCAGUGUUGAUGGUUCUAGAUUUGCCACUGGUGGGGUGGAUGGACAUCUUAGAAUCUUGGAAUGGCCAACCCUACGCAUCAUUGUAGAUGAAGUAAGAGCUCAUAAAUCCUUUCGGGACAUGGAUUUUAGCCUUGAUUCGGAGUUCUUAGCUUCAACAUCAACUGAUGGUUCUGCAAGAAUAUGGAAGACAGAAGAUGGUGUUCCUUUAAUGACUUUAACUCGCAACUCGGAUGAAAAGAUCGAAUUAUGCCGGUUUUCCAAGGAUGGCACAAAACCAUUUUUGUUUUGCACUGUUCAAAGAGGAAUUAAAGCACUUACUGCAGUUUAUGACAUAAGCACCUGGAAUAAAAUUGGGCAUAAAAGAUUACUCGGAAAACCUGCUUCUGUAAUGUCUGUUAGCCUGGAUGGAAAAUAUCUUGCUCUUGGAAGCAAAGAUGGAGACAUUUGUGUAGUUGAAGUAAAGAAAAUGGAGAUCAGCCAUUGGAGCAAGAGGCUUCACCUGGGUACACCCAUUACAUCGCUAGAGUUCUGUCCUAAUCGAAAUUGUAGGGUUGUUCUUACAACUUCUAAUCAGUGGGGAGCAAUGGUGACAAAACUAAACGUUCCUGCAGACUGGAAAGAGUGGCAGAUCUAUUUACUGCUUUUAGGACUAUUUUUAGCAUCAGCGGUUGUGUUCUACAUAUUCUUCGAGAAAUCCGAUUCGUUUUGGAACUUCCCGAUAACCAGAGAGCAGCAAACAAGAGGAAAUAUGGAGUCGUUUUUAGGGGAUGCACAGUCAGAUGAUCCAAAUGUGUUCGGGCCUCUUGAUAUGUAAGCAGCUAGACGGUUUCUUUAUUUAAAGUUUCCAAUUGCUA